AUGACUGAAAUCUCAAAAAAGCCUCAAUCUGUUCUUGAUGGGGACUGUCCUGAAAAGGAUAUACAAGUCGGCACGGUCACCGAUCUUGACGAGGGAGAGUUGUUUCUCCAUCAGCAUGGAUUCUCACAAGAGAACCUUCAGGAAAUGCUUGAGGAUGAACCGCGGAAUAAAGCCUUAGUCCGCAGAGUUGAUCUCAUUCUUUUACCACUUCUUGCUGGUACCUAUACACUACAGUACAUCGACAAGUCAGCCUUAGCCUACUCAGCAGUAUUCGACCUUUUGACAUCGACAAAUAUGUCCAGUAAUGAGUACAGCUGGUUAGCUAGUAUUUUUUACUUCGCCUACCUAGUUGCUGAGUACCCCUGGAAUCUUCUCGCCCAGAGAACCAGGCUGGGAAAAGUUGUGUCGGGAAAUAUCGUGGCAUGGGGCUCGAUGCUUAUGAUCACCGCUGCUUGUUCCUCUUUCACUGGCAUGGCAAUCUGCCGCUUUCUUCUCGGUAUUUUCGAGGCACCUAUCACGCCGUGUUUUAUGAUGAUUGUCGGUAUGUGGUAUACGCGGGCCCAACAGCCAUUCCGUGCUGGCGUCUUUUAUAGUUGCAACGGAGUUGGCGCCAUGAUUGAGCCAUAUACCUCAUCCUCGGUGGAAUCACGAUUUGCUGGGGGGGUCCUGAUGCUAUUCUUUCUUCCGGACGACAUCAUAUCGGCCAAGCGGUUCAAAUUGGACGAGAAGGCUCUCUUGAUUGCUCGCAGUCGACUUGGCCGAACAGGCGUGAUCAACCACCAUAUCAAAUGGUAUCAAAUCCGAGAAGCGCUUGUGGAUCCUCAAGUUUGGAUAUUGUUCUUCUUCACUUUAUUGAAUGAAACGAUCAACGGUGGAUACGCGAAUUUCGGAAAGCUCAUCAUCAAAGGUUUAACUAAAGACCCGCUGACUACGGUUGCACUUGGAAUUCCCCAGGGUGCCUUUCAAGUGUUUUGGAUUUUGACAGGAACCUUCCUUGCAUCUCGUGUUCGCAAUCUGCGUACCAUCGUCAUGGCCAUCUACCUACUUCCAACCAUUAUAGGUGUCUGUCUGAUGUGGAAGCUAGAUCAUGACAGCCACAAGAUUGGAAUUUUAUUCAGUUAUUACAUCAUUGGGGCUUAUGUUUGCUCCUUAGUGUUGGCGCUGCAGAUGCCUGCUACAAACCUGGGAGGCUAUACAAAGCGCAGUACUGGCGUUGCCCUGGUCUUUCUGGCAUACUGUGCUGGAAACAUUAUUGGCCCCCCAUGCAUUCCUCGCCAAAGAGGCUCCUCUGUAUCAAACUGGCUGCAAGGUGAUUUUGGCUUAGAUGCCGCAUCUGAAAACGAGGGAGCUGCAGGCGUGGCGGUCGAUGAGCUGGCUGAUCUGACCGAUUUCGAGAACCCGAACUUCCGAUAUGUACUCUGA
Messenger RNA from Penicillium manginii, 1422 nucleotides. RefSeq names its product putative MFS transporter. The transcript is spliced from 4 exons. The record is from RefSeq and is a predicted model, not a curated record. Gene Ontology annotation, molecular function: transmembrane transporter activity. The coding region runs from base 1 to 1422 and encodes 473 amino acids. Gene Ontology annotation, biological process: transmembrane transport. NCBI's taxonomy places the organism in Eukaryota, Fungi, Ascomycota, Eurotiomycetes, Eurotiales, Aspergillaceae. Gene Ontology annotation, cellular component: membrane.